AAUACAUAAUACAAGCAAAAGUAAUAUUUUAUUUGUUACGAAGAUCGAUGGAUAUAGAAAUCGGUUUUUCUAAUUUAAUUGCAACAAAACAUAUUUUAAGCCUUUCGGUAGGCUUUUAAGUAAUAUGGAAAUAUAAACAGAUUUCUCCUACGCAUUCGCGGUUGAUAUUUUCGUGCCACGCGCAUACGGUCACACUCCACCACCCCCACUUAUUUUGUUAAAGGGGAAAACAAUAACAUUUCCGGCGUAUUCCGUGUGCCAUCUGACCAAAAUGAGGCUACAGCGGCAGUGCAUUGUGGUCAACAUGCGAUCGGCCAUUGUCCUGAUCAUGAUCUUCGUACUGACGGGGAUCAGGAACAGCGAAACGGCCAGCGGUGGAAACCAGAUGGAUUUAUCGGACGCAAAAGGCGAUCACAAGGACAACAGCAAUGCAAGCAAUGGCAAUGGCAAUGCCAAUGCCAACGAUAACGAGGUGUACGUGCCGCCAUUGGUGUCCAGCAUGGUGGCCAAAAGCGGAGGAGGAGCCGGUGGACUCCUGGACAACAUAACCGCCUACAGUAGCAGCAGCAGCAGCAGUAGCAAUGGGAACAACAACAUGCUGUGCCCGUACGAUAAGGAAACGCCCUGUGAUCGCUUGCAGUUUCCGUGCAUACGAUGCAACUACAACCAUGGAUGCAUCUACGGCCGGGACUUGAAUGUCACCUGCGAGGUGAUUAACAAUGUCCAGUGCCUGGGCGAACGGAGUUUCCAGCGACAAAUGAACUGCCGAUAUUGCUACCAAACGGAAAUGUGGCAACAGAGCUGUGGCCAGCGCUCCAGUUGCAACUCGGCGACGGAUAAACUAUUUCGUACGAACUGCACCGUGCACCAUGAUGUGCUCUGUCUGGGUAAUCGAUCCUUUACCCGUAACCUGCGCUGCAACUGGACGCAGGGCUAUCGCUGGAGCACAGCCCUGCUGAUUAGCCUCACGCUGGGCGGCUUCGGAGCCGAUCGAUUCUAUUUAGGCCACUGGCAAGAAGGAAUUGGAAAGCUGUUUAGCUUUGGGGGCCUCGGCGUCUGGACCAUCAUCGAUGUCCUGCUAAUCUCGAUGCAUUAUUUGGGGCCAGCGGAUGGCUCACUUUACAUAUAGUUUAGUUUUACAGGGGUUAAUAGAUCAUAAGCUAACUUUAUCCAUUACCGUGUACAUAAUUACGAAUGCAGACUUAACCAUUAGAGAUGAAAUAGGGAUCGUCACGAAAAACCUGUACAUAAAUAAUUAGGAAAUGUAUUCUAUUUACUACGCUAAAAUUGUUUUUUGUGCCUUUUAUUUAGCACAAUGUUACGAAGUCCUUUUAUCAUUACUUGGUCGUAUCAAUAAAUAAGUGAAAUAGAACAUAUAACCAUCUCCCUCUUGUUCCUGUA
Drosophila erecta is the source of this 1401-nucleotide messenger RNA. RefSeq names its product TM2 domain-containing protein almondex (gene amx). Bases 272 to 1129 code for a protein of 285 amino acids. The record is from RefSeq and is a predicted model, not a curated record. The transcript has a single exon. NCBI's taxonomy places the organism in Eukaryota, Metazoa, Arthropoda, Insecta, Diptera, Drosophilidae.